Molecule: messenger RNA, 3427 nt
Organism: Ceratotherium simum simum (southern white rhinoceros)
Lineage: Eukaryota; Metazoa; Chordata; Mammalia; Perissodactyla; Rhinocerotidae
Gene: ALKBH5
Product: alkB homolog 5, RNA demethylase
Biological process (GO): mRNA processing; mRNA export from nucleus
Cellular component (GO): nucleus
Molecular function (GO): oxidative RNA demethylase activity
Source: RefSeq, a predicted model, not a curated record
CGAACGAUGCCGUGACGCAGCAUAGCGAUAGCGUUGACAGCGCGAGCGCACCCCGGUGGAGGGAGCCCUUCGGUCGCGGACGUGGCGCGGCUUGGAGACAGAUUGCUAUUUGAUACUUGAAGGUGCUCCCUCGAAGCCCUCAGUGAGUGGGGGAGGGGCGGCGGAGGAUGAGCGGUCCCCGUCUGCGCUUGCGCCGGCACCUCUGUUGACCCGGCCCGCACGCGCGCGCAUGCUCGCUGCGCGCGGAGCCGCGGUGGCCGGCAGCACUGCGCGUGCGCGCUGAGGAGCCCGCUGAGGAGCGGCGCUGGCGGACGUCGGGCGGGCGGCCCGUGACGUCGUGAGGAGCGCUUUAAAGUGCGGGCCGGGCCGGGCGUCCGAGGGUCUGGCCGAGAGUCAGGCCGAGCCUCUGCAGCCGCCCUCCGCGGCAUGAGGUGCUGCCGGCGCCCCUGCCCCCCAGGACGUGGAGAAGGUGGAGGAGGAGGAAGCCCCGUUGCCGCCGCCGCUGCAUGACCUGCCGCCCCUGAGUCCGACCCCACGCCCGGCCCCUCGACGCCCUCGCCAGGUCCUGCGGCCUCGCAUGGGGGCCUGGCGCUGAGGCCCUCCCUCCCUCCGGGGCCCGGGGCGCGUCCCCCGAGAGCCAUGCCCGGCCGCCCCGCCCGCCCCGGAGGACCCUAGAGCAGCGUCGCAGGGGCCAUGGCGGCCGCCAGCGGUUACACGGACCUGCGUGAGAAGCUCAAGUCCAUGACGGCCCGGGACAACUAUAAGGCGGGCAGCCGGGAGGCAGCGGCCGCCGCGGCCGCCGCCGUGGCCGCCGCCGCCGCGGCCGCCGCCGCCGCCGAGCCCUACCCGGUGGCCGGGGCCAAGCGCAAGUACCAGGAGGACUCGGACCCCGAGCGCAGCGACUACGAGGAGCAGCAGCUGCAGAAGGAGGAGGAGGCGCGCAAGGUGAAGAGCGGCAUCCGCCAGAUGCGCCUGUUCAGCCAGGACGAGUGCGCCAAGAUCGAGGCCCGCAUCGACGAGGUGGUGUCCCGCGCCGAGAAGGGCCUGUACAACGAGCACACGGUGGACCGCGCCCCGCUGCGCAACAAGUACUUCUUCGGCGAGGGCUACACGUACGGCGCGCAGCUGCAGAAGCGCGGCCCCGGCCAGGAGCGCCUCUACCCGCCGGGCGAUGUGGACGAGAUCCCCGAGUGGGUGCACCAGCUGGUGAUCCAGAAGCUGGUGGAGCACCGCGUCAUCCCCGAGGGCUUCGUCAACAGCGCCGUCAUCAACGACUACCAGCCCGGCGGCUGCAUCGUGUCUCACGUGGACCCCAUCCACAUCUUCGAGCGCCCCAUCGUGUCCGUGUCCUUCUUCAGCGACUCCGCGCUCUGCUUCGGCUGCAAGUUCCAGUUCAAGCCUAUCCGGGUGUCAGAACCGGUGCUUUCCCUGCCGGUGCGCAGGGGCAGCGUGACUGUGCUCAGUGGAUAUGCUGCUGAUGAAAUCACUCACUGCAUACGGCCUCAGGACAUCAAGGAGCGCAGAGCGGUCAUCAUUCUCAGGAAGACAAGAUUAGAUGCGCCCCGGUUGGAAACAAAGUCCCUGAGCAGCUCUGUGUUACCACCCAGCUAUGCUUCAGAUCGCCUAUCGGGAAACAACAGGGACCCCACUCUGAAACCCAAGCGGUCCCACCGCAAAGCAGACCCUGAUGCUGCCCAUAGGCCUCGGAUCCUGGAGAUGGACAAGGAAGAGAACCGGCGCUCGGUGCUGCUGCCCACACACCGGCGGAGGGGUAGCUUCAGCUCUGAGAACUACUGGCGCAAGUCCUAUGAGUCCGGGGAGGACUGCUCCGAGGCGGCAGGCAGCCCCGCCCGCAAGGUGAAGAUGCGGAGGCACUGAGGCCUGCUGCGCCUCCAGGGACUCUGUUAAUCCUCAUGUAGCUGCCCCCUCCUUCAGUUUCGUUUUGAGGGUUUUUGUUUCCGUUUUUUUUUUUUUUUUUUUCUUUUUGAGCUUUAUAUUUUUUCCUUGGUUUGUUGCCUGAUAAGGCUGAAGAACAGCGUUUGCUGGGACCUGGUUCUUAUGUUCUUAGUUUUCCUCCUGGAUGGAAAGGCUGUUGGCAUCCGCAGGGGACAGAAGCUCAUGCUGGAGUGGCCAGUAGAGGCCUGGGGGCAGCUGUCCUCAAGUGGGGCUGUGUCAUGCUGGGUUUAUUUAAAAGCAACAAAAUGUUUUGGUUAAGGAAAUUCUUGUUUUGCUUUAAAUGUAAAUCUUCUCAGUGUUGUGAAUGAAGUUCAGUCUCCUGUCCCCCCUCCGCCCACUGAUGUCUGGGUUGAGGUCUUCUGGGCCUUGCCCGCUCCACAGGGGCCUGCUGUCCUCCCACCUCUCACCUGCUCUCCAGGCCCUGGAAGCUCACGCAAACGCCCUCUUACUCCUGCAGCAGUCAUUCAGGAUGACCAGGCAGGGGCUUACAUAGUGCCAGCCCCUGCACCCCAGAGCUAUUGGCUGAGCCCCCGGGCUUCCUUCACGCCCGCUGGCCUGCUCUGCCCAUGGGUCGGUCCCAGGGCAGCUGAGGGGCUGGCUGCAGUGGUCCUGACCUCUCUUGCCAGGAGCAUGCCUCUUGGCUGGGUUGCUCCCUUCAAGCAUAUGCGUGUGAUUGUAUGGAACAGUUAGACUUGCCAUGUUGGGGCAGUUUUAGAAAUUGUUUCUAGCUAGAGGGACUGGCGUCCUUCCCAGUCUAGCAUUUGGGGUAUGGAAAAUUGUUGUGGUGUGUGGUAGGGUUUCUGUUUUCUUUUGUUUCGAGUUUAUUUUUUCCUUGGGUCUCCUGGCUUUUUCCUUUCCCUUUCCUUUCUCCUACCCUGGCCAGCUUGGGCCUUCUUCUUACGUCAUCCCCAUAGGAAGGUGUGUGCUGCCUCUGUCCACCUGCAGCAUGCAUCUAAGGCCACAGCUCAGGCUUGCAAACUGGGUUGGUGCCUCCUCAGCCUUAGGGGUGUGGGAGCUGAGGAAGGGGCUUUUAAAAAAUAAUAAUAAAAGGAAAGAAAAAGGUAAACUCUUUGGCAAUUUCCACCUACUCAGAUCCUCAAAGGCUGCAAGGUUUUGCUGAUCUAGGUUCGUUAGAAAUGUCUCCUUGCCAGCCAGGGCCAAGACCCCGGCCUGCUGAGAGUAGAGACCCUCCCAGUCCCCAGGCUGCCAUCACCCCCGGGGGCCUUGUCUUACAGAGGCCCAGGCCUGAGGCUGCAGAAGUCGGGGGCAGUCACCAUCGAGGAGCCCCUCUCAGGGGCCAGAACUCCUUUGCCAGCGUGGACUCCUCACGUCGGGACUGCAUAACUAAAGCAGUUGCAGUUUUUUUUUUUUUUACAGCUUUUUUCCCAAAAAUGAUUUGUAGUUGUGUGUGCAGCACUUUGCCCUGAUAUGUGUGCUCUACAAUAAAAACCAAAUCUAAUAUAUUUUGAAA